AUGGGCCUCUACCCCUCCAAAACCGAACUCUUCCUCCCUUCCGAGACCCUCCUCCGCUGCACCCCCGACCGCUGCUGGUGCAAAGGCUCGCACCACCGCGGCGACUCCCGGUACGUGUACGUCGAGCGCGGCGGCGACGGACGGGAACGGUGGCACGACGGGUUUGAUAUGAUGUCGCAGCUGAUGAAUGGUGGAGGGGGAGGUGCUGGAGGGGGCAGUUGGCCUGCAUGGAAGGACCCGAGUCAGUGGAAUGUGCGCGAUAUGGAGCGUUUUGGGGAGUUUUUUGCUGAGUGGCAGGGGCGGGAGAUGGGGAGGAGGGCGAGGGUUCAGGGGAUGGGGAUGGGGAUGCCUGGGAUGGGGAUGUAUGGUGGGGGUGGAGGGGGUGUGGGACGGGGGGAGUUCGACCGCAUGCAAGCGGAGAUGGAGGAGAGGUUUCGGAGACUGAACGAGGAGUUUUCGAGGGGCAAUGAGGAGCGGGAUGCGUUUCUUUUUGGGAGCGAGAGGGAGAGGAGGAAGGAGAUGUUUCAGGGGAAUGUGCUCAGGAUGCUGCAGGAGAUGUGGCCGCAGUUGGCGCAGAUGGCGCAGAUGGGUGGUGCUGGUGCUGGUGGGGGUGGGGGAAUGAUGUGGAUGGGCAUGCCGAACAUGAAUAUGCCUGGGAUGGGCAUGCCGCCGCCGCCGUAUCCAGGCUUUCCUCCUGCGAUGCCGAUGGGUGGUGGGCCGAAUAUGAAUAUGGGUGGCGGUGGGAUGAAUUGGAUGGGUGGGAUGCCGAAUGGCAUGCCGCAGAUGCCUCAGAUGCCUCCUCAGAUGCCGAUGCAUAACAACAUGAUGGAUCCCGGUGCUCCUCCGCCUCGCUUCCCACAUCGAAGGAGAAGAAACUUCGCACAUGGCGAUGAGUUUGACGAGGAUGUUCAUAUGUUGAACCCGUAUGGGAAUAUGGCUGGAGGACCGCAGCCGUGGCAACGACGGAGGAGGUUUGGCGAUGAAGGGGAUUUGGGUGGCCUCGGUGGCGCGGCUUCCCCUAUGCCUCGCCGCCCUUCCGGUAGUGGCCCUCGUCCUGGUGGUGGAUGUGGCAACGAUGGACUUGCAUACGAUGACCCUGUCAGGAACGAUUACGCCGUUCCAACGUAUCGACCUCACGACCCCUUUCGCACACGGCGACAGACCUAUCGUCCCGAAGGACCUGACAGCCUCCAUCCCAACCACGUCGUCCCGCCAACCUCUCCUCGUAUAACGACCCCACUCGCCGAUCCUGUCGUCCCAAACACUCCCAUCGUCGACCCUGCUGCUGCUGCUGCUGCUGCCGACGUCCACAUCUCCCAAACAACAACGACAACCACUCACCCGACAAGACCCCAACCCGGCAUCAUCGUUGAAGAGACUCUUGCCACAGACCCCGAAAUAGGCCCUUCAACAGCACGCUACCCACAGACACCUACCGCGAGGGUAUUUGGCGUACAUAUCCGUGCUACGCCCGUGGAUCCCUUACGUCCAGGGAGUCAUCGGCCACCGCCGUAUCCGGCCGAGGGCUUUGGUGGGAGGGAGAGGCGGGAGGUGAGGUUUGAGGACCAGGAGAGGGCCAGGAGGUUGCGUGGAAGGGUGCGAGACGAGGAGGACGAUUUCGGGGAGGGGCCGGCGGGGAAUAUUUGA
Zasmidium cellare ATCC 36951 is the source of this 1647-nucleotide messenger RNA. RefSeq lists its product as uncharacterized. Bases 1 to 1647 code for a protein of 548 amino acids. Lineage: Eukaryota; Fungi; Ascomycota; Dothideomycetes; Mycosphaerellales; Mycosphaerellaceae. The record is from RefSeq and is a predicted model, not a curated record. The transcript is spliced from 2 exons.